Colossoma macropomum (tambaqui) is the source of this 1985-nucleotide messenger RNA. RefSeq names its product atypical chemokine receptor 3b (gene ackr3b). Gene Ontology annotation, molecular function: chemokine binding; G protein-coupled receptor activity; coreceptor activity. Bases 164 to 1261 code for a protein of 365 amino acids. The record is from RefSeq and is a predicted model, not a curated record. Gene Ontology annotation, cellular component: membrane. Lineage: Eukaryota; Metazoa; Chordata; Actinopteri; Characiformes; Serrasalmidae. The transcript has 2 exons. Gene Ontology annotation, biological process: angiogenesis; G protein-coupled receptor signaling pathway; vasculogenesis.
UCAGUAUCGAGCUGAACUCCAGCCGCUCUGUCACUCUGUGCUCCUCUUUACUGGAGAAACUCCCCGAGACGCCCCAUCACCACCGACACCACCCUGAACCGGAGACGCCGAGAGAAACGUCGCCGUGUUGUUCCGAGAGUUCCAGUGCGGAGCGUGAACCAACAUGGCCGUGAACAUGAACGAUCUGACUGAGCUGCUGGACAUGCUGGAGCAGAACUUCUCCUUCCUGGAUGACAACGGCUCACACGUGGAGGCGGUGGUGUGUCCAACUGCCUUCAGCCAGCGGGCCCUGCUCUAUGCCCUCUCUGUCCUCUAUAUCUUCAUCUUCCUCAUCGGCCUGGCCGCCAACGCCCUGGUGGUGUGGGUGAACGUGCGGGCCGGUAGGCAGGAACGCCACGAGACACACCUGUACAUUCUUAACCUGGCCAUUGCCGACCUGUGCGUAGUGGCCACUCUUCCAGUGUCCGUGAGCUCUCUGCUCCAGCAUGGCCACUGGCCCUUUGGUGAUGCCAUGUGCAAGAUCACACACCUGGUCUUCAGCGUCAACCUCUUCAGCAGCAUCUUCUUCCUGACCUGCAUGAGCGUAGACCGCUACCUGUCUGUGGUCCACUUCGGCAACACCCCCAGCCAGGGUAAGAGAAGAUGGAUCCGACAGCUGAUCUGUGUAGGUGUCUGGCUUCUGGCGCUGCUGGCCGCCAUUCCUGACACCUACUUCCUCCAAGCCGUCAAAUCCUCACAUUCCGAGAGUAUCGUGUGCAGGUCCGUAUACCCGGCCGAGAGCAUGCGAGAGUGGAUGGUGGGCGUCCAGAUGAGCUUCAUCAUCCUGGGCUUUGCCGUCCCCUUCCCCGUCAUCGCCAUCUUCUACGCCCUCCUAGCGAAGGCCGUCCAAUCGUCAGCCGACCAGGAGUGGCGCCUAGGCCGGCGCCUGAUCUUCACCUACAUUGUAGUCUUCCUGGUCUGCUGGCUGCCCUACCAUGGCACUUUGCUGAUGGACACGCUGGCCCUGCUCAAUGUGCUGCCGCUCACCUGCGCACUGGAGAACGUCAUGUACGUGGCGAUGCACCUGACACAGUGCCUUUCCCUGCUCCACUGCUGCCUCAACCCUGUCAUCUACAACUUUGUCAACAAGAACUACCGCUAUGACCUCAUGAAGGCCUUCAUUUUCAAGUACUCCACCAAAACAGGUCUGGCCAGGCUGAUUGAUGCCUCACAUGUGUCUGAGACGGAGUACUCUGCCGUGGAGAAUCAGGGACCUCUGUGAGGAGGAGAUAGUUGAAGGGCUUUGCUAUAAUUUCUAUUGACCUCCUGUAUAGGGUCCCAUAUUAAGAGACAUAAAUCUCUGAAGCUGUAUUCCCUUAAACAGCAAGGACUGUGUGCGUUUUAAGGAACUCUUGAACUUUGUAUUGAUAGAGUAUGUGUACUUUACAUCUCUGCAAACCGAAGAAUUGUAUAUCCUUUCUUGUAAAUGAGAAUUAUUUUUAGGGAUGUAUGACGAAAGCACUUGUACUGAGUGGAACAGUAGUUGGCUCAGCCUCGCUGUUGGUUGACCAAGCAUAUGAGGUCAGCAGGGUCAGUCUAGGUCCCCUCCCCCCAGAGGAGCCUAAGAGGGAACUCAUAAAGCCUCGGGGCCCUUUUUCAACCCCGUCUCCGUUUAUCCAUACUGCUCUGCAGCCGGCUGGUCAGACUCCGCCACCUUUAGACUGAAGGUUGCGGCCUCACACACGUUGGACCAUGACCGAGUUAAUUGGAGGGAAGUUAAAGAGCCAAAGCACGGUCAGUGGAGAGGGACAAGUCUCAUUAAAAGAUAUUAUCAAAGGAUGAAGUUGGAAAGCCAGAUGUAGAGAGAUAUAGUUUUUUAGGACAAUGUAUGUUUUGUAAAUACUAAGACAUAUUUAUAUAUUCAUCCGUAUGUAUUGUCAGUGUUUUGAAGUAUUUGAAGUUCAAAUGUACUUUUGAAAUAAAAAAAGAUAUUUGUACAAAUGUAA